GUAUCAAACACAAUAGAGCCGCGACCGGCGAGGCCCCGCUAGCUCUCUCCUGGCAGCAUGUACGCCAACAACGUGAGCAACCUCGACCAGAUCCUGUCGUCGCUGCAGUGCUACCCGCAAAGUUCUCGCGUGCGUGGCGACGUGUACAACCUCCUGGGCCAGAUCCCGUCGCUGCAGCCCAAUUGCGGCACCUUCGCACACAAUGACGGCACGACCAGCACGCUGCUCAACCUGGAGGGCACCAUCCCCAUCUUCUACCGGGGCAGCCAGUACAACAUCCCCGUCGAGUUCUGGGUCGUGGAGACGUACCCGCUGGCCCCGCCCGUAUGCUUCGUGCGCCCCACCGCCGACAUGAUGGUCAAGCCCGGCCACCCGCACGUGACGAGCGACGGCUACGUCAAGAUCCCCUACACGUCGGACUGGAGGCCGGACUUUACGCUGCUGGAGCUGGUGGCACACAUGUGCUCCAUCUUCGGCAACAUGCCGCCGGUCUUCCGUCGGCCGGCCAACGCGUCCGGCAGGCCCGCGGCCAGAGCCAACGGCAGCAGCGGAACGGGCGGGUACUUCCAGCAGGGCUCCUACGCGCAGUCGCACCCGCCGCAGCCGUCGCCCUACUAUUCGUCGCAGUUCACGAGAGCACAGGACCUGUCGGCGUCGGGCGGGCCGCGUGAGGCCGCUGAAUCGCUCUUCGGCAGCAGCCAGCAGUCGAUGGGGGCAGCGCCGUCGUCCAUGUCGUCGUCUGGACGGGCGUCGGGGGAGCUGAGGCCCGAGGACCGCGCUGCGGCGCUGAGGGCGGAGAUCACAGGCAAAGUCCAGAUGCAGCUGGAGAAGACGUUUAAGCGCGUGCGGGACGACAUCGACCUGCAGUUCGAGCACGAGGUUCAGCUCACACAGUCGCGGGAAGACGUGGAGCGCGGGCUGCAGUCGCUGCGCUUCU
This is a messenger RNA of Phytophthora sojae, 937 nucleotides long. RefSeq lists its product as hypothetical. The transcript is spliced from 3 exons. Gene Ontology annotation, molecular function: ubiquitin binding. NCBI's taxonomy places the organism in Eukaryota, Oomycota, Peronosporomycetes, Peronosporales, Peronosporaceae. The annotation marks the transcript as partial. The record is from RefSeq and is a predicted model, not a curated record. Gene Ontology annotation, cellular component: ESCRT I complex. Gene Ontology annotation, biological process: endosome to lysosome transport; protein transport; protein modification process.